UCCGCCUUUCUCUGCUCACGCAGACCCUAUUCUAAAACAGCUUAGUAACCGUCUCCUCCUUUUUCUCUUUCGCCUUCUUGCCUUUUCUCAUUGUUUCUAGAGUCUUCGUCCCUAAUAAGGAAAAAAGAAUCGUUUUUCUUUUUUAAUUUACAGGAGAAUUGGUUUAAGCAGAGAAGAAGCCUGAAUGUUGUAAUGGAGACCAAAGGUGGGAAGAGGAAGUCCAAUAGUAGUAGUAGUGACAAUUCUAUUCAAUACGAAGCUCCCCUCGGUUACAGCAUUGAAGACGUUCGUCCUAACGGUGGCAUCGAAAAGUUCCGCUCUGCUGCUUACUCCAACUGCGUGAGGAAGCCAUCCUGAUAUUCUCCUAUCCAAACGAUGCCAUUUCCCGUAGACUAGGUUUUUCUCAUUCUCUGUGUUCCUGUCUUCUUCUUCUGUUUUCCUUGUUGAUUUCGAACCUUGAAAAACAUUAACGACUAAAGAAUUUUAAUAAAAGAAACUCUCAGCAAUGGCGAUUGAUUCUCUUUCUUCUCCUCCUUCACCAAUCGGAUUCGAAGGUUUUGAAAAACGUUUAGAGAUAACUUUCUCUCCAGCUCCAAUUUUCACCGACCCGUCUGGGAUUGGUCUCCGAGCUCUGACUCGUUCCCAACUCGACUCAAUUCUCGAACUCGCCCAAUGCACCAUUGUUUCUCAUCUCUCCAACUCUGAGUUCGACUCUUACGUUCUAUCCGAGUCGAGCCUCUUCGUCUACCCACUAAAGAUAAUCCUCAAAACUUGUGGGACAACCAAACUGCUUAACUCGACCCCCCAGAUUCUCAAACUCACUGAGGCACUCUCACUCGAUGUUUCCUCUGUUAAGUACACCCGUGGCAGUUUCAUUUUCCCAAAUAGGCAACCUGCCCCUCAUCGGAGCUUCUCCGAAGAAGUCUCCGCCUUGAACGAGUACUUCAGUUCCUUAAAGGAAGUUGAGGCUUAUGUGAUAAACGGCGAUCCGAACUCUGGUAGUCGUAACUGGCACAUUUACUCGGCUGCGAAGGAGAAGUCAUCGGACGACGUGGUGACGAUUGAGAUGUGCAUGACUGGGUUGGACGAGAAGAAAGCCGCCGUGUUUUUCAAAAACUCGGCUGGUGCUGGUGAAAUGACGAAACUGUCCGGGAUUAAUGAUAUUAUUCCAAGUCACGUGAUCUGCGACUUCGAGUUUGAUCCCUGUGGAUACUCUAUGAACGGGAUUGACGGUGCAGCGUACUCUACGGUGCACGUGACCCCAGAGGAUGGUUUUAGCUACGCGAGCUACGAGGCCAUGGGGUUUGACCCAUGGUCCGUGAGAUUUGAGCCGUUGGUCAAGAAGGUCCUUGCAUGUUUUCAAUCACGUGAGUUCUCCGUAGCCGUCACGUGCAACAGCGGGACCCAAUGGUGGGCCAUGGAAUGUGCUGACAUGGAGAGGUACACAUGUGAGACUGUGGUAAAGCAAAGCCUGCCAGGUGGUGGAAUAAUGGUGUACAAGAACUACUCGCCUGCGAAGUUGAAAGUUGGAUGCGCAGUGCGCACACCUGCUAAAGUGACUGAACGGUGCUGGAAGGAAGUGGACGCCGCGGCGGAGGACGUUUGCGGUGGGAGCAGCGUGGCCAUUUGUCCUUGUGUCGCUACAAUUUGAAUGAAGGUGUCAGCUUCUCAGUGUGUCACAGCGAGACAUGUUGCCGUUACUCGAGUGUUUAGUUUUUAUAAUUAAAUGGGUUUGAUUUUAUUUUAUUUUGAUGUAAUGUUAUGAAACUUGUUUCUAUUGGAUGGAUUAAUAAUUAUCAUUCUCUGAGAUUAUCUUUA
This is a messenger RNA of Mangifera indica (mango), 1818 nucleotides long. Its product is annotated as S-adenosylmethionine decarboxylase proenzyme-like. The record is from RefSeq and is a predicted model, not a curated record. Gene Ontology annotation, cellular component: cytosol. Gene Ontology annotation, molecular function: adenosylmethionine decarboxylase activity. Lineage: Eukaryota; Viridiplantae; Streptophyta; Magnoliopsida; Sapindales; Anacardiaceae. Gene Ontology annotation, biological process: spermine biosynthetic process; spermidine biosynthetic process. The coding region runs from base 506 to 1651 and encodes 381 amino acids. The transcript is spliced from 3 exons.